AUGGAUACAAUAUUAGCAUCGGUGACGACUUGGAUAGUGUUCAAGAUAAAUGAAAAAGUUCCUGAAAGAGGGUCGUCCUUAAGUACAUACAGAGAUUUGUAUUUGGAUGCUAUAGAAUGCUUAAACGAUAUCAAUAAAUCAAUACAUGGCUUUCCGGCUAUAGUUUCUUUUAUUGCAGCAAACGUCGGCGAAAUAAUUAAUAUCUUAUACGGACGUAUAUUAUUCCCUAGAAGCUAUGAUCACUACCGAAUUCUUAUAAUUCCUUUCAUAGUUUUAUUAAUGAGAAUAACUAAUGUUCUAACAUUAUACAUGAUUGGUCACGCCACGGAAAAGGAGAUAAAUCGGAUGAGUCUAGUCUUACAUCAACGAUCCGUAAUCGAAAGAAACCCCAGAAUUAAACGUCAGGUAUAAAUAUUCAACUAUUCGACUACAUUCGAUUCAUUUAAAUUAAAAUUAUUUUUAUUUUUAUUUAGAUCAAGUUUUUUUUACUUCGAAGAUUGCACGAACACUUCCAUUUUAAGUUGUAUGGAAUGUGUCAUAUCAAUCUCAGACAACUACUUAUCCUAUCAAACGGUGCAAUUGGUUAUUUAUUAAUUCAAGUUCUGUUCAAAUUGAAUAAACAAUAAACAGAGAAAAUUAAUCGGCAUCCCGUGAUAUUUUUUUAACGUAAGAUACUCGAACAAGGAUCAUGUUUCAUUAAUAAUUAUUGUUUUUUAGAUUCUGAGUGAAACGAUGAAUGUAUUGAUUUUACAAU
Molecule: messenger RNA, 754 nt
Organism: Acyrthosiphon pisum (pea aphid)
Lineage: Eukaryota; Metazoa; Arthropoda; Insecta; Hemiptera; Aphididae
Exons: 3
Coding region: 1-411 (136 amino acids)
Source: RefSeq, a predicted model, not a curated record